AUGAAAUACGAGUUGAAUGGGAUUCAAAUUCAGAAACUCGCCAACCCUGGUAUAACUACAACAUUGAAGGGAUAUUGCUCGUAUAAUAAGUCGGACAUUGUUUCACACCAUAACGCUGCUUGGGGUGAUGAUAUUAAAAAUGUUAAUAAUGACUUUAUCGAUAGCGGUAUGUUUAACGGGUGUAUUAACCUCAAAGAUUUGUUUGGUUUUUGCGAAGACUAUAAACGUAUUUUAAUAAACUGCAAUCAACAACUGAUAUUAAAUAGGGCGUCAUUAGAUAUAAAUGCGGUUAAGCAAUACAAAAAUAAUGAACUUGUUACAGAGGCGCUUAAACUGAAAGACGUUAAAAUAAACGUCACCAAAAUAUUGUGGAGAAUGCCUAUAGUCAAGGUUAGCGAUAAGGAAAAAAUACAGCUGUUGAAAGUAGUGAACCAACAGAAACCUCUAAAAUGUGCGUUUAGAUCAUGGGAGUUGUGUGAAUAUCCGUUUAUACCUCAAAACACUUCACAUUCAUGGAAAGUAAAAACAUCGAACAAAUUAGAAAAACCACGGUAUGCUAUAAUCGGAUUUCAGACCGAUAGGAAAAACAGUAUGAGUAAAGCAAUGUCAUAUUUUGAUCAUUGUAAAAUCAAAAACUUGAAGGUUUAUUUAAAUUCCGAAGUAUUCCCCUACGAGGACUUCCAAAGUGACUUUACAAAGAACAAGACGGCUACACUAUACCGUGCAUAUGCAGAGUUCCAGAAAUCAUACUACGCUCGUGAUAAUGUUACACCUCUAUUGAGCCGAUCGGAUUUCAAAAAACUAUCACCAAUUAUCGUUGUUGAUAUGAGCAGACAAAAUGAUAAUGUAAAAACUUCGACUGUCGACCUUAGGAUUGAAAUCGAGACCGAAGAAGCGUUUCCACCAUCGACUUCAGCAUAUUGUUUGAUAUUGCACGAUCAAAUUAUAACUUACAAUCCAUUUAAUGGUGAAGUAAGAACAUUGUAA
Molecule: messenger RNA, 987 nt
Organism: Myzus persicae (green peach aphid)
Lineage: Eukaryota; Metazoa; Arthropoda; Insecta; Hemiptera; Aphididae
Exons: 1
Coding region: 1-987 (328 amino acids)
Source: RefSeq, a predicted model, not a curated record